AUGAGCGACAUGCAGACAACUAAACAACUUAGUGGCGAUAUGCUCUCUCCUGGAUCUCAACAUACAGAAAUACCGCUUGGUGCUUCUGAAGACAAUAGUGCCAGUUCUGCGAACAAUAAUGAUUUAUCACCUUGGAAUUUGUCGAAUAUUCAAAAACUAAAUGUUGGCGAAUUAUACAGCGAACAAACUAAAAGUUUACGUCCUUGGACAGAAUUUUUUCAUACCAAUCAGUUUAAAAAACCUGCUAGCAUUAAAGCUGCUGGUCGUCGACUUCUUUUAAAUGUUGAACAUUUUCGAACAAAUUACAUAAUAGUUGCUGUUAUUUUAUCAAUCUAUUGCGUAAUUACAUCACCAGCUUUACUAUUUGUUUUACUAGCAAUGGGUGCUGGCUGUUAUUUAGUUACUUUAAAAAAUCGUGACAGCCAAUUAUCCAUUAUGGGUCAUCAGAUUCCAACAAGUCAACAGUAUAUAGCGGUAAUGUGUCUUUGUGUUCCAUUGCUUCUCAUGGUCGGCGCAGGUUCAGCAAUAUUUUGGAUUCUUGGCGCUUCAGUAUUUGUUAUAUUACUUCAUGCACUCUUUCAUCAAACACCAAAUCAAGAAGCCUUUGGCGUACAAAUGGAGGAAGCUUAA
Rotaria socialis is the source of this 630-nucleotide messenger RNA. NCBI's taxonomy places the organism in Eukaryota, Metazoa, Rotifera, Eurotatoria, Philodinida, Philodinidae. The record is from the annotation of a GenBank genome assembly.